CCCUCACUUUCUCAAACACUCUCUCCACGUGCCAUAUGCGCCUUAUAGGUAGGUACCUAGGUAUAAUGCACGUCUAUAUUUUUUUUUUACUGCGUACUGCGUACUGCGUUCUGCGUAUCUCCCCUCCCUGCCCCCAUUUCCCAUCAACGGUCACCAAACGCUCAAGACCCACUUUCUGCGCUGAACUCCUAAGCCCAGGUCAAGCUAAUCAAGUACGCAACCAAGCCGACGCUAUCGCAACCGACGCUAUCGCUAUUGCUGUCCAGGGCAGUGUGCGUCGUGCCGCGCCUUGUUCUGUCCUUGCCGUGCCAGUGCCGCGUAGUGCCAGUGCGGCUUUCCUCUGCUGCUUCUGCUUCUGCUUCUGCUUCCAUGCAAGCAAGCAAACAAUCAAACAAUCAAUCAAGCCGUUUGAUCUGAUCUGAUGUGGUAUGAUCGGAUUCCGACCUGUCCUGCCCGAUACUGUCCUAUCCAGGCCAGACCAGGCAAUGUAAUGCAGUGUAAUGCAAAAGCAUGGGCGUUCUUGCUUCCUUUCGUCGGCGUGCGUGCACUUCAUCCUCUCCGCUAAUGGCUC
This is a messenger RNA of Aplosporella prunicola CBS 121167, 571 nucleotides long. RefSeq lists its product as uncharacterized. The transcript has a single exon. Lineage: Eukaryota; Fungi; Ascomycota; Dothideomycetes; Botryosphaeriales; Aplosporellaceae. The record is from RefSeq and is a predicted model, not a curated record. Bases 36 to 422 code for a protein of 128 amino acids.